Messenger RNA from Camellia sinensis, 736 nucleotides. The record is from RefSeq and is a predicted model, not a curated record. Lineage: Eukaryota; Viridiplantae; Streptophyta; Magnoliopsida; Ericales; Theaceae.
UCCUGCUGCUCAUACUCUGUUGUUUAUGAUAGCAUAUGGUUGGGAAUGAAUUUAUGCUGCCUUCUAAGUAAAUGUCAUUUGUGUUGUUGGAUUUUACACAAAUUUUCAGAACAAAAAGAAAUGAUGUUAGCGUAAGUGAAAUAGAGGCUCUUUAUGAACUAUUUAAGAAGAUUAGCAGUGCAGUAAUUGAUGACGGUUUAAUCAACAAGGAAGAGUUUCAAUUGGCGUUAUUUAAGACGAACAAAAAAGAGAGCCUGUUUGCUGAUCGGGUAUUUGACUUGUUUGACACAAAACAUAAUGGCAUCCUAGGCUUUGAAGAAUUUGCCCGCGCACUCUCUGUAUUUCAUCCGAAUGCCCCUAUCGAUGAUAAGAUUGAGUUUUCGUUUCAACUGUACGAUCUCAAGCAGCAAGGUUUUAUUGAGAGGCAAGAGGUGAAGCAAAUGGUAGUGGCAACUCUUGCAGAAUCUGCUAUGAACCUUUCAGAUGAUGUUAUAGAGAGCAUCAUUGACUAGAUAUUUCUGGAGUAGCAGUUUGCUUCUUGUGGAAUGCAGGCGUGUAAAGACUAAAAUAUUAAUCCACAGAAGAAUCAUGACGAAAACUUUUGUUUUUAAUUUACGUUAUUUAGAUUUGUGAACAACAUUAUGUAUGUAUUAUGCAAUAUUAUGUAUUGAGAUAAUUUUGCUAAUGUAUUGUUAUGAAUGGAAGAAUAUUUUAAUUAUGGAUGAAUUUUUAUUUA